Molecule: messenger RNA, 519 nt
Organism: Colletotrichum costaricense
Lineage: Eukaryota; Fungi; Ascomycota; Sordariomycetes; Glomerellales; Glomerellaceae
Exons: 5
Coding region: 1-519 (172 amino acids)
Source: RefSeq, a predicted model, not a curated record
AUGUCUCUCUUUCUCACCUUCCCACCUACUCCGAACGAUGCAGACCGUAAGAAGCUAACAGAGGCGGAGCUGCAAGGUACCCGAGGUGCAAAGUCCACUGAGAUGGCUGAUUGGGGAGGGAUCGGCGGGUGCGGCGGAGGGGGGAAGGAGCGAGUUGGACCUUUUUGUACACCUCACCGUCGCGCCGCCCGUUGUUUCCUUGCACCGGUGACCUCAGACCUGGCGCUGUCCAUUCGAGCAGCAAGUUCAUCUUCGUAUCGUCAAGAAGGGGGGGGCCCUUCCAACAAGGGUUCCCGCCGCUCCUGCAUGGGCGGUCGAAGAAACCACAAACCGUCGCCCGGGCCUCCUAACUUCCGUACAACUCUUCCGCCCUACGCUGAUUGCGAUGAUGAUGAUCCGUACGAAUUAGGAAAGAAAAAUGAAAUGAGAUUCGACUCUUCGAGUGGCCGAGAACGCCGUUUCGUCUGGCUUGGUCAAUCCAUCGUCUUCUUCAAUCUCCAAGCGCGACAAUUCCGAUGA